AUGCCUCGUCCAAGGUCAGGACUCAUGUUUCCUCGCCGAAUAACCGCUAUUUUUACUUCGAGUCUGAUCGUGUGUGCGCUGCUUUUGGUAUACUCCUACUUGAACAGUGUAUUAAUCGAUCAGCCGUCCCAGAAGCACUUCCUAUGGACCGUCGAAAGCCACUUAUACUCCUCCACGGUCCGCAAACUAUACAAUCCCUACAUACACCCCAUUACUAGAACCAUAUUUAUUGGCCGCACAGGGAAAGCCUUCUGGGUUGCGGAGCCAUUAAGGUUCACCGAACCAUUAGGAAAGAAGAUCCUCAUUUUGGACGCCGAUAGUCGGGAUCUUGAUGGCCCUCAAGGUCUUUUGAGCAAGGUUCCAUUGAACGCGACUGGACUUCCUCCGGAUGUCAGUGGAAGACUCAACCAUUACAUGUUCGCAAUGAUCCAUGGCUACGAUUACCGACUAGUUCAGAUCCCCAGAGCAGUCGGGCGAAGUGGAACAUGGAUCAAAGUCACCGCCAUCAAAGAAGCGUUGGAACACUACGAAUACGUUGUAUUCAUGGAUUCAGACGCCAUGAUGCCGUACCCCAAUCUACCCAUGGAAUGGCUAUUCAACUACUGGGAGAUCACUCCGGAGACUCUGGUUGCCAUGGCGCUCGAUCCAGAAGCACCUCACAACCUUGAUUGGAACGGCCGGACAUUUCUCAACACUGGAUUUAUUAUUGCCCAGCAAAGCCCUCGCACCCAUGAACUCUUUGAGGCGUGGGACGAUUGUCCCACUGAAACGCGCUAUCCAGACUGCGCUAAAUGGGGCCGAGAAUGGCCACAUGAGCAAUCUGCAUUUGGGAACCACGUCAGAGGCAAAUGGGUGCCCAGGGGUCGCAGCUACGGGAUGUGUCGGGGAGUUGGUGAGGCACUAUUGGGGUGA
Molecule: messenger RNA, 912 nt
Organism: Penicillium roqueforti
Lineage: Eukaryota; Fungi; Ascomycota; Eurotiomycetes; Eurotiales; Aspergillaceae
Exons: 4
Coding region: 1-912 (303 amino acids)
Biological process (GO): protein N-linked glycosylation
Cellular component (GO): Golgi membrane
Molecular function (GO): glycosyltransferase activity
Source: RefSeq, a predicted model, not a curated record